UGGCAUCGGUCAUUCAUUAUCGCGAAACCUUGCGUACGUCUGACAUGGUCAGCAUUACCGUCAGUGCUGCCGGGAAGCCGCUUUCUGUCGCAAGGGGUCUCCCAGUGGAUCUCGAUAUUCCAAACAAGAAUGCCGAAGAUGUUACUGUGGCAGAUAUCAAGCAAGCCCUGGCCGCCAAGUUCCCGAAGCUCUAUGCGUUCAGGCAAAAGAUUACCCUGAAGGGCCAAACCAAAAUGCUCUCUGAUGACAUGAAAAUCGCCGAGGCUGCAGGGGGCCCAGUGAAUGAAGUGAGCGUGAAGGACCUGGGACCUCAGAUCAGUUGGCGCACGGUCUUCUUGGUGGAAUAUGCGGGUCCUAUGGUGAUACAUCCCCUUAUUUAUCAUUUACCCCGACUUUUCUAUGGUGGACCUGUCCAGCACAGUCUGCUACAACAAUAUGUAUAUGGUCUCGUCAUGUUGCACUUCGCCAAGCGUGAAUUGGAGACGUUAUUCGUGCACCGAUUCUCGCAUGAUACGAUGCCUGCUCGCAACAUCUUGAAGAACUCAGCGCAUUAUCAUCUCUUGAGCGGCCUUGCGCUCGCAUACGCGAUAUAUAGCCCUACAUACUCAGCAGCAUCUCCGUACAUUCGGGGGACUAUUCGAGAUGACCUCCGCUUCAUAUGGGGCUGCACGGCUCUGUGGCUCUUCUCUGAGCUCUCCAACUUGAGCACCCACUUGACUCUGCGCAAUCUGCGUCCUCCUGGCACCCGCCAGCGAGCCAUCCCUUACGGAUACGGGUUCAACCUGGUUUCCUGUCCGAAUUACUUCUUCGAAUGCCUGGCGUGGACAAGUGUCGCCGCGAUGACGGGCAGCUGGGUCGCAUGGAUCUUCGUCCUCGUGUCCACGGGGCAGAUGGCGCAAUGGGCAAUCAAGAAACAUAGAGGCUAUAGGAAAGAGUUUGGUGACAAAUACCCGAGGGGGAGGAAGGUUAUGUUCCCCUUCGUCUUCUAAGGAUUGAUCGGCGCGGCUUACGUAUCUACACUAUUUCAUUGCUGUAAUCAUAUAAGUACUGAUUUCCGCUAUUCCGGACCGGUCGGGAGUUGUGAAGUUGUCUCCUACAAUCAGGGUAGGAGCAGGUCUGAGGGCCUGAGCGCUGCUU
Molecule: messenger RNA, 1137 nt
Organism: Gloeophyllum trabeum ATCC 11539
Lineage: Eukaryota; Fungi; Basidiomycota; Agaricomycetes; Gloeophyllales; Gloeophyllaceae
Exons: 9
Coding region: 45-989 (314 amino acids)
Biological process (GO): very long-chain fatty acid biosynthetic process
Molecular function (GO): oxidoreductase activity, acting on the CH-CH group of donors
Source: RefSeq, a predicted model, not a curated record